AUGAGUGAUGAAUAUAAACCAGAUGAGUAUCUUCCAACGAUAGAUGUAUGCCCUAAGUUGUUAUUUAAAUGCCUAAGCAAUUAGCAAAAAAUCAGAAAAAUUACUAACAUGAUUUUCAGGCAAUAUUAAGCGUUGCAAACCUUGAACAGGUUACAGUCAAGAAGAUAAGGAAUGCUUUACAAGAGCUAUUUGGAGUGAAUUUAAAACCACAUAAGGUAUGUUAAAUAAGUCAAUUCGGUAUUGAGUUGAAUAUUUUUAUAUUGAAUUUGGCUGAAUCGGAGACUAACAUAUGAUAAUAGAAAGAUAUAAACGAGGUUAUAUUAGAAAGAUACUACGAUCUUGUUAAUAAAAGGAAAGAGGAUACAAGAACGGAAGAAGAAAGAAAAAAAGAAGUAGAAAGACAGGAUGCAUUAAUGGCUGUAAGGCUUCUGAAAUCGAAUCUCAAGGCACCUGUUAAGAGACAGAAGAAAGCAACGCCUAAAAAGACAAAGGAGAAGGAUCCCGCCAAAAACAGAAACAGUGCGUUUUUCCAAGAACAACAUUUGUCAAAUGAACUUGCGGACGUUCUAGGUGUAGAAAAGUGCUCUCGGCCUCAAGUGGUGAAACAACUUUGGACCUAUAUCAAAGAUAAUAAUCUACAGAAUCCCGACGACAAAAGGCAGAUUAUAUGUGAUACUAAACUCCAGGCAUUGUUCAAAAAAAGUAUGUUUUUUUAG
Debaryomyces tyrocola is the source of this 716-nucleotide messenger RNA. The record is from the annotation of a GenBank genome assembly. NCBI's taxonomy places the organism in Eukaryota, Fungi, Ascomycota, Pichiomycetes, Serinales, Debaryomycetaceae.